ACAAACCACGGGGUUGAGGAUAGUCGAGGCUAUAUAAAGACAACUGACAUCAGCCAGCUCGCUAAACACCAGUUCGAACAAUCCUAUAAAACGUCAGAUAGCUGACUGUGCCCACUUCCCAUUUGCGUGGAAUCGCGGGCCAGAACCGUCUUAAAAGGAUGGAAAUGGACAGCCUCUCCACUGGCGCACCGACCACCACCAUCCCCGUUACGCACCAGCACACAUGUUCCAUGGAUGGUGCCCAGUUUAUGGAUGCGCAGUGCGCCGGGUCCUCCAAAGUCUUGCUGGCAUACAAGAACGCCUCGCAGCACCUGAAUUCUUCGGGGAUUAAAGCGGGCUUGGGGAUACUUAAAGUGGCCACGUCUCAAUGGAAACAGGAGAAGAAGACGCGCUCUGGGGCGGCUGUGAAGCAGCAGGCUAGCACCAACAGCAGCCAUCCCUGCAAGAGGUCCCCACUGGAUCAGCUGGCAGCUCUGGUUCUCCACGGUCAAACCCGGCACCAACCGAUUGGCCAAGGACACCGACCAGACCCCCUUCACUCCACUAAACCGCAGAACUGUAAACGCAUCGUGGUUCUUGGUGCCCCACGGGUUGGAAAGACAUCUAUCCUCAGAAGAUACCUUCGGGACGGGUUUGUGGAGGACUACAGUCCCACGUCCGAGGAUUUCCUCAGGAAACUCUUUCGUAUCCGCGGAGAGACCUACCAAAUUGACAUCCUGGAUGCGUCGAGGGAGAGGGACUUCCCAGCCAAGCGGCGACUGUCCAUCCUGACUGGAGACAUUUUCCUUCUAGUAUUCAGUCUAGAUGACCGGAGCUCCUUUGAAGAGGUAUGCGCCCUGCGGACGGAGAUUCUCGCUGCUAAAUCCAAGCUCACCAGAUCCUCUGUGCCAGAGUAUUGCGCACAGCCACGGGUUCCCGUGGUGGUCUGCGCAAACAAGGUGGACCUGCUGGAAUCUGAGCGAGCGAUAUCGAAGGCAGAGGUGCUCCAAGCCCUCGGUGAUGACUGUGCCUAUUUUGAAACGUCUGCAAAGGACAGCACCAACCUCGAAAAAGUCUUCGAGACUUUGGCAAAGCGAGGCGGGCUCCCGACUGAAACUGGCCCGUCACAGCACCGCAAAGUUUCGCUCCGGUCGUACCAGGCGAUGCGGCCGGGCCGCGUGGCCGGGCGGGGCGGUCAGGUACCGGGGAGAGAUGAUCCCUGCGGCACGCUGUACCCACUGGCCCGUCGGCCGAGUUUUAGCACGGAUCUCCGUCACGUUAUUGGGCCACACACAGCAAGAAAGCCCGGCAAAGGACUGGAGAAAUGUCAUAUUCAGUGAGAUACAAACAGACUUUUGACAGAAAGCGUCACAGAGCGAAUAAAACAAUACAUAAAGCACUGAUAUUGAUUUUAAAAAAGUAAUGUACUAGGUUGUUUAAUUACAUGAUUACUUGAGAAUAUGUUUUUGAAAUACAUUUUUUAAAUAAAAAAAUCUCAUUAAUAUCUAUCUAUCUAUCUAUCUAUCUAUCUAUCUAUCUAUCUAUCUAUCUAUCUAUCUAUCUAUCUAUCUAUCUAUCUAUCUAUCUAUCUAUCUAUCUAUCUAUUUAUGUGUGUGUGUAUGUCUGAGUGUGUGUUUGCCACCCAUUCAAACAACUGUGAAGGAGAUAGUGGGAGGAUGUUGAGUCAGGAACUUGGUUGUUUGAUUUCUGUAUGACUAUUGCAUAACUAAUAUUCAGAAAUCUAUUAGAUGGCAACUCCUUUUCCCUCGCCCACUCUUGUUUUCUCUUCCUGUGUGCAAAUGUGAGUGAGAUUGUGUGUGUGUGUGUGUGUGUGUGUGUGUGUGUGUGUAACACUGGAGUCGUGAUUGCAACAAGUCUACAGCCUGAAUCCCACACAUCCUAAACAACCAGAUAAAAAAAUCGAGGCUUCCAGUUGGCAUAUACCUUCCACAUCCUACACUGCUCUAUAAAUGACCGCUCAGAUAGACCUGCCUCUCUGUGAAUUCAUGGUCAUCCUUCAUCCUGUGCAGCUAAAGCAGCCUCUGUAAGAGGCGUUGGAUGAGGUCACGAGGGCUGUGGGGAUGUGAGGGAUGCAGGGUAACACCAAGACACAAUCAGCAGGAUGUGACUCUUUCCACCAGGCAAGAGAAAAGACUGAGUGACGAACAAAAGUCAGAAGGUUGUACUGUGGGAGUUGUUGCCAUGAUACAUUUCUAAAGGACAGACUUGUCUCUUUUUUUUGGUUGUGAAUAAGCUGGGUGUUUUUCUGUUUGUGCUGCAUUCACUGUUCGCUUCUCAUACUGGAGCUACUGCUGCUCUGUUUCCGUGGUCACUGCUUUUAAGUUCACCUAGCAGCAAAUAACAGACCACUCAGGCUUCACAUUUACAACAGACCAAAGGUGAUCCUGACCUUUUAGCCUUUCCCCCUACAUGAUCAUUCGCAAAAAGGAAAAAAACAUCUGCUUUUCAUAUGCCUCAACAGAGGGAUUAUUAACACUCUUCCCACCUAAAAAUAAUGAUAAAAGUGUGAACUCUGAGGCCUCUUUUAAACUUGAUAAUCACACUACCAUCACUACUAAGGUCCCGUGUGUGGGUUUCUCUGAAAAGAAAAUUGGAUUCUGUUGAAGGUGUGUGCUGUGAGUCACGAUACCUGAAAGCCUCAGAACAAUGUCUGAUCCAAGGUCAGACAGACCCUCUGAAAGAUUUGGGGGGCCUCAUACAAUUCCAAUUCUUUUUACAAAAAGAACUGCUCCUAAUAAUGCACAUGGGAAAGAAUCAGUCUAUUAUCCAUUCAAGUUUAAUAUUCAGUGAGAUAAUAAAAUGCACAGUCACCUAAAGAUACCUUUUUUUGUGCCAUUCAAGGGAUAAUCAGUGAAAUUGGUUCUUAGUCUUUAAACACAGGUUUGCCUGCCUGAACAAAGAGCUUAUUAAGCCCCAAGAAAAGUAUAUAUUCCCAGCUAUUGUUACAUUAAUAGCAGUAUUAUUUAGCUGCUGUCAAUACUUAAGACACAUUUUCUGUCCUUCUAUAAAUCUUGUGCAGCUUCCAGUUGUAACAGGAGCAGGUUUGCCACUUGAAAUUCUUAGUAUGUUUUGAAAAAAAUGGGUUCUUGAUUUCAGGCAGAGGCUUCUCCCUCUCACUGAGGUCGAUGGAACCUUACACCUCUGCAGCUCCACUGACAGCUAUAACUGGCAGACACACUGGUGACAGCUCCACGAUCUGGUGGAAAAAUGCCAACAUUUUUUAGUGCCUCAAAAUUCUUGUUUUAAAAUGAGAAAACUUGUAAAUAGGUGUAGAGUAUGCUAAAAGUCUGAGCCUUGAGCUACAUUUUUUAUUCUUGUAUUUUGUAGUAUUUCAUGUAUAGAGUUUCAGCUACUACACAUUUGAGCAACUGUUACAAAGCAAUGUCCCUGCUGAGGUUAAUCAAGUACUUGUGAUGUUAAAGGCCAAAAGCUAUACUGAACUGUGGAACCAGUCACCUGUAUAAGUUUAAGAGAAGUCUAUGAUUAAAUAUUUCAUUCUAAGACAGCCCUGCCUGCAUGGCUGCACACAUAUUUUUCAAACAAUAACUGCUUGUUUCUAACAUUAGGUCACUGGAGAAAUGGAUUUUAUGAGGAUGUGGUGAAGCAUUUUGAGAAUGUGUAACAUGACUGCAAUUUCUUAAGUAUAAAUGUCCCCUAAUCCAAUAAAGAGAAGAAAAGACAGAGCUGACAGACCUUCAUCCUGGAGCAGCUUUCAUACGGGGAAAUAUUGCACAGUGUCAGGAAGCGAAUGGAAUUUCACAUUUGGAAGUUGGAUGAUUUGGCUGGAAAGAAAAACUGUUAGUCAAACAUGAAAAUAGCAAAUACACAUAGCCUAUCUGUUUAUUUGUGUUUUUGACUAUAGAAAGACACCAGCCUUCAAAUUUCUAGUACAAAAGCUACAGACAAAUCCAAAGAUAGACAAGUUUCUUCUCGUAAGUAUUUACAACCAACUGGGCCCCUUAAGUUUGCAAAGACAUGACUGGACAAUCAUUGUUUUUAUGGAAGAGGUAAACAGAUAAUUAAGGUCAAUAGACACCUAUUGUAUGUAGAAGCCUCAUUGUUCUUAUUAAUUACUGUUUAUUUGUACUAUUUCUUGAUAAUUAUGUCCCUGCCAGACACAGUGCAGUAGAUACUGUGUUAAAAAAAAAGAUAGAUAGAUAUAGAUACAGACAUAUAGAUAUCAAUGUAGUUGUAUAUUGUUGGUCUUCAAGCAAAAUUUGAAAUGAUUCAUAACAAUUAAGCAGAUUUAAUUUUUAUUCAAAUAACAUGUUAACUAAACACCAUCAAAGUAUUAAUCCUAAAAGUCUAUUUUGCAAAUGGAAAUAUGUUUCAUUCGAAUUUGGUCAACUUAACAGUCAAUUAUGAUUGUGAUUAUGGUUGUUGCUGUUAUUAAUAUGAUGCCGAACUGCAGUCUGAACCUUUUGUACAUGCUGUCGCGUGCUGGCGACUUCACAUUGCAGGAAACUGCCACCAUUUUUUCUCCUGUGUGACCCCAGCAACUUUACCGCACGUGCAGUAACACUUUACUUUGUCAGAGCAAUCGUUGCUCACACACAAACACACACGCACAGCCAAACACUUGUCAGAACAGAUGCUGCUGUCUCUGUUUGCACGUGAGGAGGAUUCACAUAUGUUCCCAUUGUUCCCUCUGUUUCUAAGGCACACACAUACAAGCACAUACACAGAACAUAAAAGACUUGCUCCCAAGCCUGAAACGUGAUGCUGUUUUUCAGCUCAGCCUCGUCCUUCACUGGAAGAAUCGAGAUUCUGCUGAAGUGGCUUACAAUCAUUACAUUUUUACAAACAUGAUGCAUUGCUUUGUACUCUGUUAUUCUCUCAUUUUCUGGGAUGUUUAAGACACAAAACUGAACAUAGAAAUGAGGAGGAUUCAACUCAACAUUGAGGAGAUGUUGUAUUGGUAUAGGGGCUGUUUGAGCUGAUCUAUAGCUGGAGUUUGGAUCA
This is a messenger RNA of Amphiprion ocellaris (clown anemonefish), 4962 nucleotides long. RefSeq names its product RASD family member 2b (gene rasd2b). The transcript is spliced from 2 exons. The record is from RefSeq and is a predicted model, not a curated record. Lineage: Eukaryota; Metazoa; Chordata; Actinopteri; Pomacentridae. Gene Ontology annotation, molecular function: GTP binding; GTPase activity. The coding region runs from base 159 to 1319 and encodes 386 amino acids.